Fundulus heteroclitus (mummichog) is the source of this 2190-nucleotide messenger RNA. It is a transcript of the gene nub1, whose product is annotated as negative regulator of ubiquitin-like proteins 1. Bases 174 to 1955 code for a protein of 593 amino acids. The transcript is spliced from 15 exons. NCBI's taxonomy places the organism in Eukaryota, Metazoa, Chordata, Actinopteri, Cyprinodontiformes, Fundulidae. Gene Ontology annotation, molecular function: protein binding. The record is from RefSeq and is a predicted model, not a curated record. Gene Ontology annotation, biological process: regulation of ubiquitin-dependent protein catabolic process.
CCGGUUUCUCGGUUCCCUGAAGCCGCUCAGAGUGGGACCUCUCGCGGUGUGUCGGCUCUGCUGGCUCUGAUGAGGAGCUGAGCGCAGGUCUGCAGGUAUCUCAGGUGUUUCGGUCCUCCUCGGUUCUGUCGGCGGCUCAUCUUUACUUGGACGGAAGCUGUGGUUCAGAGACGAUGACGGAGCAGAACACGCAGGCAAAGCUGAAGAACCUGCUGAAGCAGGAAAAGAUCCAGCUGUGGAACCCUCCCUACACCCAGGAGGACAACCAGCCGGGGGACCAGCACCUGCUGGAGCUGGCACAGCGGUACGCCCCACUCCUCCACCUGCCUGCAGCGGAGGUAGGGGGCGCUCUGGAGUCAAUCCGCAUCCAGGCGGUCAGGAGAGGGAAAGGAAACCAGACGUUCCGAGAGACGAGCGUGGCGACGCUGGAGCUGCUGCUGCCCAGAGACGCCAAGCAGGAACCAAAAAGGAAGAACUACCUGGAGACGAGGCUGGACCUGCCGGUGCAGCAGCUGGUGGACAGGAUCACCGAGGAGUUCAGCCUGAAGCACAUCAAGCUGAUCCUGAACGGGAGAACCCUGAGCACCGAUCAGCGUCUGGAUGAGCAGGGAGUGAAGAACCACUGCAAGGUGAUGGUCCUGAAGGUAAGCGACGCAGAGCAGAUCACCAAGGAGGAAGAGGAGAAGAAGAACCAGAGCGAGAGCAUCCAGAGGACGCAGAAAGGUUUCCAGAUCCUGUCUGAGAGAGACGGCAGCGAGGAUCCAGACACCACGCCCUUCCUGGAGAUCGCAGACCAGAAGGGAAACCCGCUGAAGAUCCCUCACAAGGAGAAGAAGGCUCUGAUCCUGGCCAUGGGCUUCCACGAGAAAGGCCGCUCUCUGAUGAAGAGGAAGCAGUACGACAACGCGCUGUGCCACCUGCUGCAGGCCGACCAGCAGUUCAGUAAGUGCGGCUCGGCUCUGCUCGGCUCCGUGGACAACUACGCGGUCCUGCAGCUGGACGUGGUGUGGUGCUACCGGGCCCUGGAGGCGCUGUCCUGCCUGGAGGACAGCCGCAGCCGCCUGCAGAGGGCUGAGGAGUGUUUCCUCAAGUGCUACGGAGAACAGCAGCAGAGGCUGCUCAUGAUCAAGGGUAACACAGGCCGGGAGGAGGUUCUGUUCCUGCGUCUGUACCUCCUGCAGAGCCUCCUGUCCUACAUCGAAGGAAACGACCGUCAGGCUCUAGUGCUGCUGUCUAAAGUGGAGAAUCUCUACGGACGCCUGAGUCCGGACUCAGAGAAGAUGGCUCAGCUCAUGGCUCUGGGAUUCACUGAGAGGGAGGCCCGGUUGGGACUGCGGGCGUGUGGAGGAGACCUGCAGGAGGCGGCCAUCCACAUCAGCAACCGUCGCCAGGAGCGUGAGGAGCUGAAGCAGAGCGAGAGGCAGAAGAGGAGGACCAGGAUGGAGGCCAUCUCCAGGCUGGAGGAGCUGGGCUUCUCCAGGAGAGACGCUGCCAGAGCUCUGCACCACGCAGGAGGAGACGUGGACAAAGCCUACGCCAUCCUGCAGGACUCUUCUCAGGCGGCUCAGACCGUCUCACAGGACACCGUCAGUCCAGAGAAGGUGGAGCAGCUGCUGUAUCUGGGCUUUGAGAGGGAGGCGGCUGAGGCGGCUCUCAGACUGACGGGGGAAGACGUCCAGUCAGCCACCCAGCUGCUGUUGGACAACCAGGGGGUCCUGUCCCCGGACCUGCUGUCCCCGGACCUGCUGUCCCCGCCCUCCACCUCCACCUCACCUUCCUCUGAGGAGGCCAGCACCUCCUCCACCUCCCCAGAGGACAACGAGCUGGUGAACGAGGUGUUGGAGGACAUCUCCCGCCAUGAGGAGGACUAUCUGGACCUGACUCUGGAGGAGGAGAGUGAGCUCAUCUCCAGGCUGAAGACCUACCUGAACCGAGAGCCCGCCCACACCGUGUGAGCCGGACCCGACCGGGGUUCUGAGUCCGGAGGCUCCGGGGUUCUGGUGGAGCGCUCGCAGCUCAGCGUCUCCUCAGAUCAUCCAUAUUUCUGGUUCUGCUGCAGAACCGCAUCACGUUGUUCCUGAAGUUUAGUUCUAACGCCACGAUGGAACGUUCUCUGUUUGAUUUCAUAGUGUUCUGUUUGGUGUCGUCUGGUUCUGGUGGACCACCUAAUAAAAACGUUUCCUCAAGUCA